This is a messenger RNA of Bathycoccus prasinos, 4254 nucleotides long. RefSeq names its product ATP-binding cassette superfamily. Gene Ontology annotation, cellular component: membrane. NCBI's taxonomy places the organism in Eukaryota, Viridiplantae, Chlorophyta, Mamiellophyceae, Mamiellales, Bathycoccaceae. The transcript has a single exon. Gene Ontology annotation, biological process: transmembrane transport. The record is from RefSeq and is a predicted model, not a curated record. The coding region runs from base 1 to 4254 and encodes 1417 amino acids. Gene Ontology annotation, molecular function: ATP hydrolysis activity; ATP binding; ABC-type transporter activity.
AUGGGAAAAGGAAAGGUGAAGACGGCACCCUCACCCACGGGAAAAGAUGGAGAGGAAAAAGAAGACGAUCUUACUCCUAUUCAACCGGUUCCGUUUAUGCAAUUGUUCCGGUUUUAUACCACUCCGGAUAUCCUCAUGCUCUUGGUCGGUUGUGUGUUCGCAGCCAUUGGUGGAUUGUGUUUCCCCGGCAUCAAUAUUGCGUUUAGAAAUAUGAUGGAUAGCACGGCUGCGUCUGCGACGUCUUCAGAUCAGACAAAAAAUGCCGUCAUGUGGAUGGAAAUCGUCGCGUUAACGCUUGGGACUUCUCUAUUCUUAGCGUACGGUUUUGUAUCAUGGGCUGCGAGUCGAAACUCGAGACACGUGCGACAGAAAUACGUCGAGUCGUUACUCACGCAGGAUGUCGCGUUCUUCGACGAAGCGAAAGCGGGCGAAUUAGCUUCGUAUACUGCGGAGAAAGUGAACGAGUUACAACAAGGUUUAUCGAAGAAGUUUGCCGAGCUCGUGCAAGCGUUCUUUCAAAUGGCGGGUGGCUUCGGCGUCGGAUUUUACUUUUCGUGGGAACUUUCUUUGGUUAUUUUAGCGACGACACCUUUAUUGGGCUUUGCGACGAUGAUGCUCGUGAAAACCGUCUCUGGAUUUGAAAAAGGCGUAGAAGCGUACAAAGCCGCCGAUGCGGUGGCCACGGAGUCCUUAAAUGCAAUUCGCGUAACGAACGCGUUGAACGUACAACCAGUCAUGGCGAAACGGUACGACAGCCACUUGGGCGCCGCCGAGAAAGAAGCGGCGACGCGCACGUGGAAGGCAGCGUUUUCCGGCGGCUCCUUGUUUGGGACGAUGUUUUUGAUGUACUCGCUCGGUUUAUGGUACGGGAACAAGCUUGUGGCAGAUUCCAUGGACGAUGCGUUGAAGAAAUACCCACCACCAGAUGGCUUAACAGACGCUUCGAGUAUCAGCUGGUCGAUGCACAACGAAUUCGCCGCACCGUAUUGUGGAUUUUAUAAAAGCAGCUCCAUAAUUUCCGGGUCCGACUCGUACUCGCAGUGCAUGUGUAAACUCGAAUACCCGGCGGGAUACGAAUCUCCCAAUUGCGGAUGCGGCUACCGCGAGGUAAGUUCGGUCGGCUCGUUACUCGGUGCUUCGAGCGACGUGUGCAUGUCCGGCGGAACCGUCGUCAUGGUAUUCUUUUCUGUUCUUUUCGGAGGAUUCGCGCUCGGGCAAGCCGGUCCGGCUUUUGAAGCUUUGGCGAAAGCACGCAUUGCCGCCGCCAAAAUUUACAAAAUCAUCGAUCGCGUGCCAGAAAACGGUAUCGAUACGAGAAAUCCAACUGGGAAGGAACUUUCGUUUCCUAUCAAAGGUGACAUUGAGUUUAGGAACGUGCACUUCGCCUACGGCGCUUUGAAUCGAAAAGUCUUCGCCGGCAUAAAUUUGAAAAUCGACGGUGGAACUAUGUGCGCGCUAGUUGGCCAAAGUGGAUGCGGUAAAUCAACCAUCGCGAGAUUGUUGGAGCGGUUCUAUGACCCGCAACAAGGAGGGUGCAUCACCUUAGAUGGCGUUGACAUCCGGACGCUCAAGAUCAACGCCCUGCGUGACGCGAUAGGUAUCGUAUCUCAAGAACCGCUACUCUUCGAAGCUUCAAUUGCCGAAAAUAUCGCAGCGGGAGCGAUUUCAUCGGUCAAGUCUUCCAUCACUGACGCAGACAUUGAACGCGCGGCGCGCGUUGCGCGAGCGCACGAAUUCAUUCAAAGUUUUCCUGAUGGCUACCAUACCAUCGUAGGUGGAAAGAAUGCAAAGCUUUCGGGCGGUCAAAAGCAGCGAAUCGCAAUCGCGCGCGCGGCGCUUCGGAACCCGCCCGUGUUGAUAUUGGACGAAGCAACAUCGGCAUUAGAUACCGAGAACGAACGUCUCGUUCAAGCGGCCUUGGAUGCUUUGGUUUCGGGUGGUUCGAGAACGACUAUCGUCAUCGCGCAUCGCUUGACGACGGUGCGAAACGCAGACAAAAUUGUCGUCCUCGGUAAGCCCGGGAACGAUCCAUCCGCCGGUAGUGAAGUCAUGGAGCAAGGUACGCACGAUGAGCUCAUGAAGUUGGGUAAAGACGGAAGGUAUCGCGCGUUGGUUGGUUUAUCGAAAGAUGACAACGCACCGUCAGUAUCAUCGAAAUCGAUGAAAAAAUCGAGUUCGAAAGCAUCGUUUGCCUCGCUUGCUUCUGCGGAAAACUCGCAAAUUGAUGGCAAAGGCUUUUCGGGUGGUAAAUCUGAUAGCUACGCCAACUUGAGCGAAAUUUCGAAGGGAGACGAGGAUAAAAAGAAGAAGAAGAAGAAGAAGGGCGCGAAAUCGGAUAAAUACGAAGUGAAAACGAGUAGAAUUUGGAGCUACUCGAAGCCGGAGUUUCCACUCGUCAUCUUCGGGUGCUUUGUCGCCGUUGUAAACGGAUGCAUCAUGCCCGCGGUUGCGUUUGUUUUCGCCGAGAUCAUGGCGUUGUUCUUCAAUUUCGAUACCGACUAUAUGCGCGAUCGUUCAGAAACGUUAGCAAUCGCCAUGUUUGGCGUAGCCAUCGCGGCAUUUAUUGCUUCUGGUGUCCAAGGUGGUAUAUUUGGCAUCGUUGGCGAACGGUUAACGAGGCGUUUGCGCUCGCACGCUUUUCGCGCGAUGAUGCGUCAAGAUAUCCCAUUUUUUGACAACACGGAUAACUCUGUUGGCGCGCUCACGCAAGUGCUGUCCGUGGAAACCUCCAAAGUACGCAACAUGACUGGGCAAUCGCUCGGUGGAUUCAUCCAAACGGUUGGCGCGUUAGGCUUUGGCCUCGGCUUGUCGCUGUCGUCUUCCUGGAAGUUUGGCCUGUGCUUGCUCGCCGCGGUUCCCAUAUUAUCUGUUGGGGAAAUGCUCAAUAUGAAAAAUCUCGGCGACGGCGGCGCAUCGGCAAUUACUGAUGCGACGAAGAAGUCAUCGUCCGUCGUGAGCGAGGCUGUGCAGAUGAUUAGAGACGUCCAAGCGUUUGGCUUGGAGAAACGCAUCGCCGGUUUGUACGACACCUUAUUAAUUGAGCCGAGCCGAGCCGAGCGAAACGAAUCCAUGCGCGCAGGUGCAACAUUUGGCAUAAGUCAGGCAGUCACUAUGGGUUUUUAUGGUUACGCGUUUUGGCUCGGCGGCUACUUCAUCAACAAAGGCGAAUUGACCUUUAUCGAUUUCAUGAAGUCCCUCUGGGCCCUCGGUUUCUGCGCCGCCGGCGCUGGACAGGCGGCGAUGUUUAUGGGAGACAAAACCGCAGGAAACGCAGCGGCGAGUCGAAUUUUUGAACUCAUCGAUCGUGAACCGCCAAUUGAUACGAACCCUUUCGUUGAAAGUGGUGAUGCGCGCGUCAUUCCAAUGACGCGUGCGCAGGCGAAAGAGUCGAAUUGCGGUACAAUUGUCGAUAAUUUCUCAGGAUCCAUCGAAUUUCAAGAGGUGAAGUUUUCGUACCCGACACGAGAUGCGCCAGUAUUAAACGGUUUGAACCUGAACGUGAAAGCCGGUGAAACCAUCGCGCUCAUUGGUACGAGUGGCUCUGGCAAAUCUACCGCGGUGCAGCUUUUAGAACGUUUUUACGAUGCAGUCGCGCCAAAAUCCUUGGCUGCGAAGAGUAACGAUAGCGAGGGUGAUUUAACCUCUUUAGUUGUUCCCGGGGCUGAUUGCGGCAAGAUUUUCUUUGAUGGCGUCGAUAUCAAAGAGCUCGACGUUAUGUGGCUUCGCGCUCAAAUAGGUCUCGUCGAGCAAGAACCCGUCUUAUUCUCGGGAUCUGUACACGAUAACAUCGCCUCUGGCUCGCCGACCAGCGAAGCUUCUCGCGAAAAAGUUAUCGAAGCUGCUAAAAUUGCAAACGCGCACGAAUUCAUCAUGAACAUGCCGCAAGGGUACGAUUCAGAUGUCGGCGUCGGUGGCUCAUUAGUUUCCGGAGGUCAAAAGCAAAGGAUUGCGAUUGCUCGAGCGAUCGUACAUGAGCCAAAAAUUUUAUUGUUGGACGAAGCGACGUCGGCUCUCGAUAAUGAAUCAGAGAAACUAGUCCAAUCCGCGCUCGAUGCCGUCAUUGCAAACGGUAAACAACGGAGUACGAUUGUAAUCGCGCAUCGAUUGAGCACGAUUCGAAAUGCAACGCGCAUCUACUUGCUUGACAACGAGAAUGGGGUAGGAUCCGUGGUUGCUGAGAGCGGAUCGCACGACGAACUCAUGCGCAAGGGCGGCAAAUAUGAACUCUUGCGCAACGCAUACGACGACAAAUAA